Molecule: messenger RNA, 2219 nt
Organism: Pundamilia nyererei
Lineage: Eukaryota; Metazoa; Chordata; Actinopteri; Cichliformes; Cichlidae
Gene: wdr25
Product: WD repeat domain 25
Exons: 7
Coding region: 120-1631 (503 amino acids)
Molecular function (GO): protein binding
Source: RefSeq, a predicted model, not a curated record
CUGAAAUGCUACAUUUACUCGAAUUGUUUUGCGGGAUGCUGAACCUAAAGCAUGACUGUAUUCAAGCUCUGUGUCGGAAAAUGUGAUUAUUUCUGCAGAGUACAGAUUUUCAUGUGAAGAUGUCUUCAUUAGUGGACUAUGAAGAUUCAGAGUCAGAGGAUGACUCGCUGGAUCAGAGAGUAGAAGGAGCAACAGAUUCUGCUCAAACAGAAGAAAACCAAGACACUAAUAUUGUCAAGGUUAUACCUUACCCUGGAAGAUUUGUGUCUGACCAGACAGUGUGGGAAUAUCAUCAAAAUAUGGCAGAAACAAGCAGGUCUUCACUCCAUCCUCACUCCCAGCCACAGAGCUUUACUAACUCGAAAAGAAGAUGUGGAGGUGCAGCAGAUUUUAGAAAUACUGAAACAUCUUUCAAUUUGCCUGAUAGUCAGAGGGAGAUGGCAUCCCCGCAGGAUCUUCCAUGCAUGCCACAAAGUUUAGGCAAUGCUGCAAACUUGGCAAAAAGACAGCAAACUGUCCCAUCUGGUGUCAGACCGUAUAUCCCUAAGAGGAAGAGACUUGCCACUUCAGAAGGAGUGGAGCUAAAGCACCCAGCAGAGCAAGUCCUAGGGAAUCAGGCCAGAGAAAGUCAGAUUCUCUCAGAUGUGUCAGCAAGACUGAAGCCAUAUCUUGCUCAAACGCCCAGCAUGACAGGGAUACCCAGGAGGCUUCUGAUGAGCCUGAGAGGCCACCAGGGCCCAGUCAACACAGUGCAGUGGUGUCCUUUGCCCCAUGUCAGCCAUCUGUUGCUGUCUGCCUCCAUAGACAAGACUUUCAAGGUGUGGGAUGCAGCAGAGAGCGGGCGAUGCCUCAGGGUUUACACCUGCCAUUCGGGAGCUGUGCGCAACGCCUGUUGGACCCCCUGCGGGCGACACUUUCUCACUGGCUCAUUUGACAACACGACUGUGAUCACUGAUGUGGAGACGGGGCAGCCAACUGUGAAAGUGGACAACGAGUUUAAGGUGAUGUGUGCGGCCGUGCAUCCCAGCAACCCGGAGGUUUUCCUGUGUGGGGGUUACAGUUCAGCAGUCAAGGCGUGGGACUCUCGCAGCUGCAAGGUGGUGAAAGUUUACCAAGCCGGCAUCCAGCAGACCUUGGACAUAGUCUUUCUGAGGGGCGGUGUGACUUUUAUAACAAGCUCUGACUGCGUGAGCAGAGACUCUGCAGACCGCACCCUCAUUGCCUGGGACUAUGAGACCACAGCCAAAGUCUCCAACCAAAUCUACCAUGAGCGUUACACGUGCCCGAGCCUGGCUCUCCACCCGCUGGAAGACUCCUUUGUUGCCCAGACCAAUGGGAACUACAUAGCAGUGUUCUCCUCCCAGCAGCCGUAUAGAAUGAACAAAAGGCGGCGGUUCGAAGGACACAAGGUGGAGGGAUAUGCAAUAAAGUGUGGCUUUUCUCUGGAUGGAACUAUCCUGGCCUCAGGGAGCUCCACUGGCUCCGCUCACUUCUAUGAUUAUCACACAGCUCAUAUGCUUCACACCCUCCGUGCCCAUAGCCAGCCCUGCCUUUGUGUGUCUCAGCAUCCCGUCUUACCUACGACUGUGGCUACUUGUGACUGGGGCGGUGAGAUCAAGGUCUGGCACUGACAACCAACUAUGAACAAAGAGAUUAUAAACUUAAAACGUAGCAGGUUGGCCAUGAGAUGGAAGACUGUAUUAAACAGAAACGUCAUGUGCACAUUUAUCUUCAAGACUAUAGCUUUCAUAAUCUCUUGGCAAAAGAUAAGAAGAACUUGGCAAAAAAUGCUGAAAGUCAGCAAAUCUACUAUCUACUGAUUCCUUUGGAAAACAUUUUUUUACACUGACUAUCUUGCAAAGCUUUCACAUCAUAAUAAAAAAACUAACUCGAUUUCAGUCGCUAUGGUGUCAUCUCACUUUAAGCGUUUUAUUCCUAUUUGUCCCAUCUGUUCACAUCCUGUAAUCUUGGUGGUUGAAAUGAAAACAGUUGAAGUUACACUGUAUGAGAUCAAAGGAAACUUCUUUACAGUUAAGAGUUCAAAGAGUGAACUAUUGUUAUGGGUUUUAUCUAAAGUGGAAAAGUAGUCUAGCUGCACAUAUGCCCACAAAAACACCCCAGUGCUUUUAUAGUCCUGCCUUUCACCCCAAAUACAGCAGGGGAAUUCAUCAUCACCAUAGUCUUUAAGGUUUUGUCAAAAUAAAAAUAAAAACAUCUCU